GAAUCAGUGGCCGUUGACUGGCUGAACGGACAGGUCGCCUGGGGUGCACACUGGGCUGUUCCGGCAGCAUCAGUUGGUGGCACGAACGGAUUCGCUUCUGUACACUUUCCAUCGCUGGGGCCGUUCUUCGAUAUCGAAGACGAUUAUGACUGA
This is a messenger RNA of Gongylonema pulchrum, 153 nucleotides long. NCBI's taxonomy places the organism in Eukaryota, Metazoa, Nematoda, Chromadorea, Rhabditida, Gongylonematidae. The record is from the annotation of a GenBank genome assembly.